Molecule: messenger RNA, 847 nt
Organism: Apaloderma vittatum (bar-tailed trogon)
Lineage: Eukaryota; Metazoa; Chordata; Aves; Trogoniformes; Trogonidae
Gene: ATP23
Product: XRCC6 binding protein 1
Exons: 5
Biological process (GO): mitochondrial protein processing; mitochondrial proton-transporting ATP synthase complex assembly
Cellular component (GO): extrinsic component of mitochondrial inner membrane
Molecular function (GO): metalloendopeptidase activity
Source: RefSeq, a predicted model, not a curated record
AGAAAUUGAUUGCAGCAAUGUUUUUCUAGAUCCACAUGCUCAACUUCUUCUUGAGGCUAUGAAGCAAUCUGGUUGCACUGUUUUUAAUGACCGGCACUUUUCUUGUGAAAACUGUGAUGGCUGUGUCAGUGGAGGUUUUGAUUCCGCCACAUCUCAGAUUGUUUUGUGUCAGAACAACAUUCGUCAGCAAUCUCAUAUGAACCGGGUGGUCACACAUGAAUUGAUUCAUGCUUUUGAUCAUUGCCGUGCACAUGUUGACUGGUUUAAAAAUGUCAAACACCUAGCAUGUUCAGAGAUUCGAGCUGCUAAUCUUAGUGGAGACUGCACACUGAUGAAUGAAAUAGCCAGGUUUAAAUUUGGAUUAAAAGGACAUCAUCAGACUUGUGUACGAGACAGAGCAAUUCGUUCCAUUCUGGCUGUUAGAAAAGUUAGCAAGGAAACGGCAGAAAAAGCUGUGGAUGAAGUUUUUGAUGCAUGCUUCAAUGAUCUGGAACCUUUUGGAAGAAUCCCGCACAGUAAAACAGAUGCAAAACGUGCUUAUAGAGACUUUCAGAACAGAGACCGCUAUACUGCUAAUUUGUAAAGAAAAAAAAAGUGUUUAUAUCCAAUUGUUCUGUAAUGUCUGAAGUUACAAUCUGCACACACAGUGCUGGUGGAAGGGGCAACUCUAUCAAAUGUAUCAAUUAAUUUUUGUAAACGUUUUCCAGAACCCAACUUCCAUGGAUGUGAACAGAGUAAAUGAAUAAGACUAAAAACUGCUUCCUCACCUGUUGUUCCAGCAAAAUAAUUUAGUACACAGGGUGACUUGUCAGAUAAUGAUCUGCACAUCUCGAUGCACAUUUAAUUC